Molecule: messenger RNA, 993 nt
Organism: Tripterygium wilfordii
Lineage: Eukaryota; Viridiplantae; Streptophyta; Magnoliopsida; Celastrales; Celastraceae
Exons: 5
Coding region: 157-663 (168 amino acids)
Source: RefSeq, a predicted model, not a curated record
GAGAGAGACAGCUUUACCAGAAUCCCAACCCAAUCAAAAUGCUUCAACGGAGACACUAUUGCCUACAAAUCCUUCACUGAUUUUCGUUUCAAUUUGAAUUUAAUUUAUCUAUUUUAGCUUCUCUUCUUCUUCGACUCAUCUACCCUUUGGCUUUCAAUGAACGAAGUGAUCACAGCCGGUGAUGCGUCAUCGAGCUUUCGAUCGGCGUCAUCUGAGCCGUCCGUCAUCCCCUCUAAUACCAUUCUACUCUGUGCCUUCCUCGCCUUGGCCAUCGCUCAGUUUCUCAAGCCUUUCACCUCCUGGUACAAGGAUAGGAAAUGGGACUCUAGAAAGAUGCUUGGGUCAGGGGGCAUGCCCUCAUCACAUUCGGCACUAGUGACAGCUCUUGCAGUUGCUAUUGGUUUACAAGAGGGAACUGGAACAUCGGCAUUUGCUAUCGCACUGGUUGUAGCAUGUGUUGUUAUGUACGAUGCUUCUGGUGUAAGACUUCAUGCAGGUCGUCAAGCUGAAUUACUAAACCAAAUUGUGUGCGAGUUACCUCCUGAACACCCUGUAUCAAAUGUGAGGCCUUUAAGGGAUAAGCUUGGUCAUACUCCUGUUCAGGUAGGUGCCGGUGCUGUGCUUGGAUGUAUAGUGGCAAUUGUCAUGCGAAGUUGGAGUUAAAAGGGAUUCAACAUAACCACUUGUGAUUGUCUGACCUUGAAAUUGAACAGUUAAUAGGUUAUUAAGAUUGUUGCACUCAUUUUUAUCCGUCGAAACGACUUUCAUCUCAGCAAGGUGGUGGUUGUAGUUCUUGAUGGGAAGUUUAGGAUGCUAGACUAUUUGUGAUGUCUAUAUGAAUUUGCCGAUUUAUCGCCUUCCAUGUCUUUCUUUCCUCUACUCUCUUAUACGACUUCAAACUGCCUUCCUUUAUUUGUGAUGCAAGAUCUUUGAGGACAAGAUUAUGUUUGUGUGCAGUGAUGAUAUAUUGAGUUAUUUUUCCAAUUGCAGCCA